This is a messenger RNA of Protopolystoma xenopodis, 339 nucleotides long. The record is from the annotation of a GenBank genome assembly. NCBI's taxonomy places the organism in Eukaryota, Metazoa, Platyhelminthes, Monogenea, Polystomatidea, Polystomatidae.
AUGGCAAGGCUCACUGACAAUGCCUAUUACAAUGCCAGCAAAGGGCCUUGGGAAUGUACCAAGUCCACGAUAAACGCCUCCUUUGCGGGCUCUACAGCACUUCAGUUGGCCUGUCAAAAAGGCCAUUUAGCCUGUAUUGACCUACUUUUGGCCCACGGUGCAAGUUGGCGCCCACGUGAUGCUGAAGGCAAUCAAGCCGUACAUACAGCCGCCCAGGGGGGCUCGGUGGAAGCACUACGCUGUCUUGUCACUCGACUUCCGUAUUACUAUAGGCAACAGCGCCGCCUUCAGCGCGUCUCUCAUCGCCGAACUUGCCAACGACAUGUACAGUCGCGUCAG